This is a messenger RNA of Sardina pilchardus (European sardine), 7575 nucleotides long. RefSeq lists its product as uncharacterized. The transcript is spliced from 67 exons. Bases 1 to 7575 code for a protein of 2524 amino acids. Lineage: Eukaryota; Metazoa; Chordata; Actinopteri; Clupeiformes; Clupeidae. The record is from RefSeq and is a predicted model, not a curated record.
AUGAAAACGUUUGUGAAAAAUGUGACCAGGAGUCUCCUGGAGUUUAACACCUCAUUUGCCUUUGCACAGUACUCCAGUGGAACCACCAUCCACGUGAACUUUCAUCAGUUCCAGAGAACAGGAUGGGAAAACCAGGUGGAUAGUAUCAGCCAAAGAGGAGGAGGCACACGUACUGCUGGUGCUAUCCAGACAGUUGUGGACGCCCUGUUUGAUUCUUCUGCUGGAGCGAGACCUGAUGCCGUUAGAAUCCUCAUUGUCCUCACAGAUGGGCAGUCUGGGGAUGCUUCAAGCUAUCCCAGUGUCACGGCACAGGCUGAUAGCAAGAACAUUACUAGAUACGCUAUUGGGAUUGGAAGUGCCUUUAGCAGUCAGUCAGCCCAAGAUGAGCUCAGGAGUAUCGCAUCUUCACCAGAAUCAGACUUUGUGUUUAGAGUGGACAACUUUGAGGCACUGGACAACAUCAGCAGCAGACUGGAGAAGAGCAUCAUGGUCAUAGAAGGGGUGGUCCCUACAACUUGUUCACCCCCUACACCUGAGCCACCAAUCCCUACAAGCCAAGGGGACUCUUGCUCAUCCUCAGCUACUGAACUCUCAAACCGCACAAGUCAAGCGGCUGCAGAUAUUGUCUUCUUGCUGGAUGGAUCCGGAAGUGUGGCAGCACACCAGUUCUUGGUCAUGAAAACAUUUGUGAAAAAUGUGACCAGGAGUCUCCUGGAGUUUAACACCUCAUUUGCCUUUGCACAGUACUCCAGUGGAACCACCAUCCACGUGAACUUUCAUCAGUUCCAGAGAACAGGAUGGGAAAACCAGGUGGAUAGUAUCAGCCAAAGAGGAGGAGGCACACGUACUGCUGGUGCUAUCCAGACAGUUGUGGACACCCUGUUUGAUUCUUCUGCUGGAGCGAGACCUGAUGCCGUUAGAAUCCUCAUUGUCCUCACAGAUGGGCAGUCUGGGGAUGCUUCAAGCUAUCCCAGUGUCACGGCACAGGCUGAUAGCAAGAACAUUACUAGAUACGCUAUUGGGAUUGGAAGUGCCUUUAGCAGUCAGUCAGCCCAAGAUGAGCUCAGGAGUAUCGCAUCUUCACCAGAAUCAGACUUUGUGUUUAGAGUGGACAACUUUGAGGCACUGGACAACAUCAGCAGCAGACUGGAGAAGAGCAUCAUGGUCAUAGAAGGGGUGGUCCCUACAACUUGUUCACCCCCUACACCUGAGCCACCAAUCCCUACAAGCCAAGGGGACUCUUGCUCAUCCUCAGCUACUGAACUCUCAAACCGCACAAGUCAAGCGGCUGCAGAUAUUGUCUUCUUGCUGGAUGGAUCCGGAAGUGUGGCAGCACACCAGUUCUUGGUCAUGAAAACAUUUGUGAAAAAUGUGACCAGGAGUCUCCUGGAGUUUAACACCUCAUUUGCCUUUGCACAGUACUCCAGUGGAACCACCAUCCACGUGAACUUUCAUCAGUUCCAGAGAACAGGAUGGGAAAACCAGGUGGAUAGUAUCAGCCAAAGAGGAGGAGGCACACGUACUGCUGGUGCUAUCCAGACAGUUGUGGACACCCUGUUUGAUUCUUCUGCUGGAGCGAGACCUGAUGCCGUUAGAAUCCUCAUUGUCCUCACAGAUGGGCAGUCUGGGGAUGCUUCAAGCUAUCCCAGUGUCACGGCACAGGCUGAUAGCAAGAACAUUACUAGAUACGCUAUUGGGAUUGGAAGUGCCUUUAGCAGUCAGUCAGCCCAAGAUGAGCUCAGGAGUAUCGCAUCUUCACCAGAAUCAGACUUUGUGUUUAGAGUGGACAACUUUGAGGCACUGGACAACAUCAGCAGCAGACUGGAGAAGAGCAUCAUGGUCAUAGAAGGGGUGGUCCCUACAACUUGUUCACCCCCUACACCUGAGCCACCAAUCCCUACAAGCCAAGGGGACUCUUGCUCAUCCUCAGCUACUGAACUCUCAAACCGCACAAGUCAAGCGGCUGCAGAUAUUGUCUUCUUGCUGGAUGGAUCCGGAAGUGUGGCAGCACACCAGUUCUUGGUCAUGAAAACAUUUGUGAAAAAUGUGACCAGGAGUCUCCUGGAGUUUAACACCUCAUUUGCCUUUGCACAGUACUCCAGUGGAACCACCAUCCACGUGAACUUUCAUCAGUUCCAGAGAACAGGAUGGGAAAACCAGGUGGAUAGUAUCAGCCAAAGAGGAGGAGGCACACGUACUGCUGGUGCUAUCCAGACAGUUGUGGACACCCUGUUUGAUUCUUCUGCUGGAGCGAGACCUGAUGCCGUUAGAAUCCUCAUUGUCCUCACAGAUGGGCAGUCUGGGGAUGCUUCAAGCUAUCCCAGUGUCACGGCACAGGCUGAUAGCAAGAACAUUACUAGAUACGCUAUUGGGAUUGGAAGUGCCUUUAGCAGUCAGUCAGCCCAAGAUGAGCUCAGGAGUAUCGCAUCUUCACCAGAAUCAGACUUUGUGUUUAGAGUGGACAACUUUGAGGCACUGGACAACAUCAGCAGCAGACUGGAGAAGAGCAUCAUGGUCAUAGAAGGGGUGGUCCCUACAACUUGUUCACCCCCUACACCUGAGCCACCAAUCCCUACAAGCCAAGGGGACUCUUGCUCAUCCUCAGCUACUGAACUCUCAAACCGCACAAGUCAAGCGGCUGCAGAUAUUGUCUUCUUGCUGGAUGGAUCCGGAAGUGUGGCAGCACACCAGUUCUUGGUCAUGAAAACAUUUGUGAAAAAUGUGACCAGGAGUCUCCUGGAGUUUAACACCUCAUUUGCCUUUGCACAGUACUCCAGUGGAACCACCAUCCACGUGAACUUUCAUCAGUUCCAGAGAACAGGAUGGGAAAACCAGGUGGAUAGUAUCAGCCAAAGAGGAGGAGGCACACGUACUGCUGGUGCUAUCCAGACAGUUGUGGACACCCUGUUUGAUUCUUCUGCUGGAGCGAGACCUGAUGCCGUUAGAAUCCUCAUUGUCCUCACAGAUGGGCAGUCUGGGGAUGCUUCAAGCUAUCCCAGUGUCACGGCACAGGCUGAUAGCAAGAACAUUACUAGAUACGCUAUUGGGAUUGGAAGUGCCUUUAGCAGUCAGUCAGCCCAAGAUGAGCUCAGGAGUAUCGCAUCUUCACCAGAAUCAGACUUUGUGUUUAGAGUGGACAACUUUGAGGCACUGGACAACAUCAGCAGCAGACUGGAGAAGAGCAUCAUGGUCAUAGAAGGGGUGGUCCCUACAACUUGUUCACCCCCUACACCUGAGCCACCAAUCCCUACAAGCCAAGGGGACUCUUGCUCAUCCUCAGCUACUGAACUCUCAAACCGCACAAGUCAAGCGGCUGCAGAUAUUGUCUUCUUGCUGGAUGGAUCCGGAAGUGUGGCAGCACACCAGUUCUUGGUCAUGAAAACAUUUGUGAAAAAUGUGACCAGGAGUCUCCUGGAGUUUAACACCUCAUUUGCCUUUGCACAGUACUCCAGUGGAACCACCAUCCACGUGAACUUUCAUCAGUUCCAGAGAACAGGAUGGGAAAACCAGGUGGAUAGUAUCAGCCAAAGAGGAGGAGGCACACGUACUGCUGGUGCUAUCCAGACAGUUGUGGACACCCUGUUUGAUUCUUCUGCUGGAGCGAGACCUGAUGCCGUUAGAAUCCUCAUUGUCCUCACAGAUGGGCAGUCUGGGGAUGCUUCAAGCUAUCCCAGUGUCACGGCACAGGCUGAUAGCAAGAACAUUACUAGAUACGCUAUUGGGAUUGGAAGUGCCUUUAGCAGUCAGUCAGCCCAAGAUGAGCUCAGGAGUAUCGCAUCUUCACCAGAAUCAGACUUUGUGUUUAGAGUGGACAACUUUGAGGCACUGGACAACAUCAGCAGCAGACUGGAGAAGAGCAUCAUGGUCAUAGAAGGGGUGGUCCCUACAACUUGUUCACCCCCUACACCUGAGCCACCAAUCCCUACAAGCCAAGGGGACUCUUGCUCAUCCUCAGCUACUGAACUCUCAAACCGCACAAGUCAAGCGGCUGCAGAUAUUGUCUUCUUGCUGGAUGGAUCCGGAAGUGUGGCAGCACACCAGUUCUUGGUCAUGAAAACAUUUGUGAAAAAUGUGACCAGGAGUCUCCUGGAGUUUAACACCUCAUUUGCCUUUGCACAGUACUCCAGUGGAACCACCAUCCACGUGAACUUUCAUCAGUUCCAGAGAACAGGAUGGGAAAACCAGGUGGAUAGUAUCAGCCAAAGAGGAGGAGGCACACGUACUGCUGGUGCUAUCCAGACAGUUGUGGACACCCUGUUUGAUUCUUCUGCUGGAGCGAGACCUGAUGCCGUUAGAAUCCUCAUUGUCCUCACAGAUGGGCAGUCUGGGGAUGCUUCAAGCUAUCCCAGUGUCACGGCACAGGCUGAUAGCAAGAACAUUACUAGAUACGCUAUUGGGAUUGGAAGUGCCUUUAGCAGUCAGUCAGCCCAAGAUGAGCUCAGGAGUAUCGCAUCUUCACCAGAAUCAGACUUUGUGUUUAGAGUGGACAACUUUGAGGCACUGGACAACAUCAGCAGCAGACUGGAGAAGAGCAUCAUGGUCAUAGAAGGGGUGGUCCCUACAACUUGUUCACCCCCUACACCUGAGCCACCAAUCCCUACAAGCCAAGGGGACUCUUGCUCAUCCUCAGCUACUGAACUCUCAAACCGCACAAGUCAAGCGGCUGCAGAUAUUGUCUUCUUGCUGGAUGGAUCCGGAAGUGUGGCAGCACACCAGUUCUUGGUCAUGAAAACAUUUGUGAAAAAUGUGACCAGGAGUCUCCUGGAGUUUAACACCUCAUUUGCCUUUGCACAGUACUCCAGUGGAACCACCAUCCACGUGAACUUUCAUCAGUUCCAGAGAACAGGAUGGGAAAACCAGGUGGAUAGUAUCAGCCAAAGAGGAGGAGGCACACGUACUGCUGGUGCUAUCCAGACAGUUGUGGACACCCUGUUUGAUUCUUCUGCUGGAGCGAGACCUGAUGCCGUUAGAAUCCUCAUUGUCCUCACAGAUGGGCAGUCUGGGGAUGCUUCAAGCUAUCCCAGUGUCACGGCACAGGCUGAUAGCAAGAACAUUACUAGAUACGCUAUUGGGAUUGGAAGUGCCUUUAGCAGUCAGUCAGCCCAAGAUGAGCUCAGGAGUAUCGCAUCUUCACCAGAAUCAGACUUUGUGUUUAGAGUGGACAACUUUGAGGCACUGGACAACAUCAGCAGCAGACUGGAGAAGAGCAUCAUGGUCAUAGAAGGGGUGGUCCCUACAACUUGUUCACCCCCUACACCUGAGCCACCAAUCCCUACAAGCCAAGGGGACUCUUGCUCAUCCUCAGCUACUGAACUCUCAAACCGCACAAGUCAAGCGGCUGCAGAUAUUGUCUUCUUGCUGGAUGGAUCCGGAAGUGUGGCAGCACACCAGUUCUUGGUCAUGAAAACAUUUGUGAAAAAUGUGACCAGGAGUCUCCUGGAGUUUAACACCUCAUUUGCCUUUGCACAGUACUCCAGUGGAACCACCAUCCACGUGAACUUUCAUCAGUUCCAGAGAACAGGAUGGGAAAACCAGGUGGAUAGUAUCAGCCAAAGAGGAGGAGGCACACGUACUGCUGGUGCUAUCCAGACAGUUGUGGACACCCUGUUUGAUUCUUCUGCUGGAGCGAGACCUGAUGCCGUUAGAAUCCUCAUUGUCCUCACAGAUGGGCAGUCUGGGGAUGCUUCAAGCUAUCCCAGUGUCACGGCACAGGCUGAUAGCAAGAACAUUACUAGAUACGCUAUUGGGAUUGGAAGUGCCUUUACCAGUCAGUCAGCCCAAGAUGAGCUCAGGAGUAUCGCAUCUUCACCAGAAUCAGACUUUGUGUUUAGAGUGGACAACUUUGAGGCACUGGACAACAUCAGCAGCAGACUGGAGAAGAGCAUCAUGGUCAUAGAAGGGGUGGUCCCUACAACUUGUUCACCCCCUACACCUGAGCCACCAAUCCCUACAAGCCAAGGGGACUCUUGCUCAUCCUCAGCUACUGAACUCUCAAACCGCACAAGUCAAGCGGCUGCAGAUAUUGUCUUCUUGCUGGAUGGAUCCGGAAGUGUGGCGGCACACCAGUUCUUGGUGAUGAAAACAUUUGUGAAAAAUGUGACCAGGAGUCUCCUGGAGUUUAACACCUCAUUUGCCUUUGCACAGUACUCCAGUGGAACCACCGUCCACGUGAACUUUCAUCAGUUCCAGAGAACAGGAUGGGAAAACCAGGUGGACAGUAUCAGCCAGAGAGGAGGAGGCACACGUACUGCUGGUGCUAUCCAGACAGUUGUGGACACCCUGUUUGAUUCUUCUGCUGGAUCGAGACCUGAUGCCGUUAGAAUCCUCAUUGUUCUCACAGAUGGGCAGUCUGGGGAUGCUUCAAGCUAUCCCAGUGUCACGGCACAGGCUGAUAGCAAGAACAUUACUAGAUAUGCUAUUGGGAUUGGAAGUGCCUUUAGCAGUCAGUCAGCCCAAGAUGAGCUCAGGAGUAUCGCAUCUUCACCAGAAUCAGACUUUGUGUUUAGAGUGGACAACUUUGAGGCACUGGACAACAUCAGCAGCAGACUGGAGAAGAGCAUCAUGGUCAUAGAAGGGGUGGUCCCUACAACUUGUUCACCCCCUACACCUGAGCCACCAAUCCCUACAAGCCAAGGGGACUCUUGCUCAUCCUCAGCUACUGAACUCUCAAACCGCACAAGUCAAGCGGCUGCAGAUAUUGUCUUCUUGCUGGAUGGAUCCGGAAGUGUGGCGGCACACCAGUUCUUGGUCAUGAAAACAUUUGUGAAAAAUGUGACCAGGAGUCUCCUGGAAUUUAACACCUCAUUUGCCUUUGCACAGUACUCCAGUGGAACCACCAUCCACGUGAACUUUCAUCAGUUCCAGAGAACAGGAUGGGAAAACCAGGUGGACAGUAUCAGCCAGAGAGGAGGAGGCACACGUACUGCUGGUGCUAUCCAGACAGUUGUGGACACCCUGUUUGAUUCUUCUGCUGGAGCGAGACCUGAUGCCGUUAGAAUCCUCAUUGUCCUCACAGAUGGGCAGUCUGGGGAUGCUUCAAGCUAUCCCAGUGUCACGGCACAGGCUGAUAGCAAGAACAUUACUAGAUACGCUAUUGGGAUUGGAAGUGCCUUUAGCAGUCAGUCAGCCCAAGAUGAGCUCAGGAGUAUCGCAUCUUCACCAGAAUCAGACUUUGUGUUUAGAGUGGACAACUUUGAGGCACUGGACAACAUCAGCAGCAGACUGGAGAAGAGCAUCAUGGUCAUAGAAGGGGUGGUCCCUACAACUUGUUCACCCCCUACACCUGAGCCACCAAUCCCUACAAGCCAAGCGGCUGCAGAUAUUGUCUUCUUGCUGGAUGGAUCCGGAAGUGUGGCAGCAAACCAGUUCUUGGUCAUGAAAACGUUUGUGAAAAAUGUGACCAGGAGUCUCCUGGAGUUUAACACCUCAUUUGCCUUUGCACAGUACUCCAGUGGAACCACCAUCCACGUGAACUUUCAUCAGUUCCAGAGAACAGGAUGGGAAAACCAGGUGGACACUAUCAGCCAGAGAGGAGGAGGCACACGUACUGCUGGUGCUAUCCAGACAGUUGUGUAA